AUGCUUGAUAUACGGGUAAUCAGAGAUUCUGCUGCUCCUACAGAGCCGAAAGAAAAUAUUGCCACAGCUGAUACACCAUCGGAUCAAUCUUUUACAAAUGUUGAUCUCAACUUCGUCUGUGCCUUCGUUCACAAGAAACGUCGACUUCAUCGUGAGAAGCCGGAAGCUGGACAAAAACAGCGCCAUGGGUUCCAGCAUCUGAGACAGGGAGAAAUUCGCGUACUGGAGUUGUACCCAGGUUCACGAGACGAGAAGAUGGGCGGUACCCUUCGAGUCGUGAGCAUAGAUUUUGAAUAUCCAUCUGUGUCGGAACAGAAUGGAAUAAAUCAGGCAAGACAAACAAAUCAUGGCGUCAAUUUAGACUCAUCCGAGCCGGUAUGGUACACCGCACUAUCCUAUGUAUGGGGACCACACGUCUUUGACCAUCAAAUCGUCAUCGAUAACAUUUCAUUCUGGAUCACUGGCAGUUUAGCCUCAGCGCUUCAGCAAUUGCGCUCCAAGACGAACAAUGUGCGGGAAAAGGAAUGUCAGAUACCACUCAUGGGAGCUAUCUAUUCGCAUGCAACCAAUGUAUUGAUCUGGCUGGGCGACGAAGGUGGUCACGCGGAUCCAGGACUGGCAAUAGAAAUCAUGCAAGAUAUCCAUUCGCGAUUACAGCUUGUCGAUCAAGAGACAGGCCCGGGGGAAUUUGAGCGCUUACACUUGCCGCCCAGUAAUGACCGUUCCUGGUGGGAAUUGAAGCGUCUCAUGAGCAAUCCGUGGACACGGAGAACUUGGACCAUCCAAGAAGCAUGCCUUGCCAACUCGCUAUUCGUUGGAUAUGGUGAUGUAGUUGAGAACUGGGACGAUAUGAUCACUUGGUUCUGGACGCUGAGAGAGUCCGGUCUGUUGAAGUGGCUGCGCACGAACGAGGAGAUCAAUCGACUCUGGGCCCCAUCAACAGCUACUAGGGUAGGAGAAGGCGAAAUUGUUCGUUACAUUCAGGAAACGCGCGCGAUGAAGCGGACUCGAGAUAAGGUGUAUGGGCUGCUGGGCCUGACCGAAUUGACCAUAAAGCCCGAUUACUCACUGAGUAAAUCGCAUCUUGAUGUGUUUCGUGAGGCAUGUGUAUCCCAGAUGCCAGAAAACACAUACAGGAUACUGAGUUGCAUCGACCACGACCAACCCCUUCACCCCUCAUGGGUGCCGGAUUGGAGCACCCCCCGCGUAACGCAAGCAUUGGGGUAUUCAACCAAGGCCUGGACACUAUAUCAUGCAGGAGGGGGCCACCUAGGCUAUCGGGGCUCGUCAUAUAAAAGCACUUUGAGCGAAGAUGGGUUGAAGCUUACGUUGUCAGGUAAGAUAUUUGACACAAUUGCGGCGAUAGGGUGCGUUGUAGACAACCCAGUGCUUGAUAUCGAAGACCCAACAGCGAAAAACCAAGCAUGGGCAGGCUACACCGAGUUAGCCUUGCUAGCUAGGGCAGUAGCACGGUAUGCAACGAUAAGUGUGGCUUUGUAUGAUGCUUUCUGGCAAACUCUUCUCGCCGGACGUGAUGGAUCCGGUGUGAAAAAACCCUCUCGAGAUCAUGAAGAGAUCUUUAGCUUGAUAUUGGACUCCUCAACAGGCCAAAUGCCUUCAUUACCAGGCCAAACUUAUGGUCCCAGACGCGUAAAGGAGCUCUUCACGAUGGCUAGUUUAAAGAGGAGGAGACCAGCAAAGAUACUAGCAGAUCUACGAGUCGCAUUCGAAGCUGCUAUGGCGAAGCGUCGAUUCGCAGUCACAACCAAAGGGUAUUUCGCGCUAGUCCCGAGGGGUGCUCGAAUAGGUGACAUGGUAGUUGUCUUUCAAUGGGCGUGUGUCCCUUUUAUACUCAGAGAAUCUGACGCUACGUAUACCACGGGAAAAGAGGGUUUUGAACUUCUUGGUGAAACAUAUGUGCAUGGCAUUAUGGGGGGUGAAAUUGCCGAGGACAACAUAGGUUUCCGUGAUAUCGUGCUUGUGUAA
Aaosphaeria arxii CBS 175.79 is the source of this 1986-nucleotide messenger RNA. RefSeq lists its product as uncharacterized. The transcript is spliced from 5 exons. NCBI's taxonomy places the organism in Eukaryota, Fungi, Ascomycota, Dothideomycetes, Pleosporales. The record is from RefSeq and is a predicted model, not a curated record. Bases 1 to 1986 code for a protein of 661 amino acids.